AUCUUGAUCUGUGGAUGAUCUCCGGUUGCGCAAUCCUGGACUUCUCUCUCACUUGAGCUCUGAGACUCAGUCAGACAGUCCAAAGAAACUUUCAUUACAGCAGCAGGCGAAACUCGCCCUUCUUCUGUGAAGAUUGAGCUGAACCAAAAAUUGUUAUGUUUUUCACACUAUGUGUUGAACGCCCCCACAAUGCCAGGAACUAUUUAAGAACUGUGAUCUUUGGAAGAGCUUUAUCGGUUCCAGUGGAACCUCUAGGACAUACUGCCGUAUCGCUUUACGCAAACGCACAUUGAUACAAAUGCAGCAAUAAGAGAAGAUUUCGGGGACCGGUGCAUCACAGACCGCGCUUUGCUACAAUGCCCGUGCAAGCCCCGCAAUGGACCGAGUUUCUGUUGUGUCCCAUCUGCACGCAAACCUUCGAGGAGAGCCACCGCAAGCCCAUCAGCCUGGGCUGCGGACACACCGUGUGCAAAAUGUGCCUGAACAAAUUGCACCGCAAGGCCUGCCCAUUCGACCAGACCGCCAUCAGCACGGACAUCGAGCAGCUGCCCGUCAACACUGCGCUGUUGCAGCUCGUCAGCGGCCAGGUACCCAAACCUUCCCCCGUCACUUUACUGACAGCGGCAGAGGACGUCCAGCACUAUGAGGAGUCCCGCACAUGUGUGGAAGACCUGGCGCUCUAUCUCAAACCCCUGAGCAACACCAGAGGUGCAGGGCUGAGUGGCGCCGCUCAGAGCGUGCUCAGCAGACCCAUGCAGCGGAAACUGGUGACUCUGGUGCACUGCCAACUGGUGGAGGAGGAGGGCCGCAUCCGGGCCAUGCGGGCGGCCCGUUCUCUGGGUGAACGUACCGUCACUGAGCUCAUCCUCCAGCACCAGAACCCCCAGCAGCUCUCCUCAAACCUGUGGGCCGCCGUCAGAGCCAGAGGCUGCCAGUUUCUCGGCCCUGCCAUGCAGGAGGAAGCAUUGAAGCUGGUUCUUCUCGCUCUGGAAGAUGGUUCGGCCCUCUCACGGAAGGUUCUGGUUCUGUUCGUGGUUCAGAGACUCGAACCACGUUUUCCCCAGGCCUCAAAAACCAGCAUAGGACACGUGGUGCAGCUCCUCUACAGGGCCUCCUGCUUUAAGGUCACUAAACGUGAUGAGGAUUCCUCCUUGAUGCAGCUGAAGGAGGAGUUUCGCACAUACGAGGCUCUUCGGAGAGAACACGACUCUCAGAUCGUUCAGAUUGCAAUGGAGGGCGGACUGCGUAUCGCCCCUGACCAGUGGUCCUCUCUACUGUACGGCGACCAGUCCCACAAGUCCCACAUGCAGUCUAUUAUAGACAAGCUGCAGACACCAGCAUCAUUUGCUCAGAGUGUUCAGGAACUCACCAUUGCCCUUCAGAGAACCGGAGAUCCAGCCAAUCUCAACCGCCUCAGACCCCAUCUGGAGCUGCUGGCAGACAUCGACCCCAGCCCAGAUGCCCCUGCGCCCACAUGGGAGCAGCUAGCCAAAGGGUUGGAAGCGGUGCGGACCGUCGUUCACGGCCUGGUGGAUUUCAUCCAGAACCAUAGCAAGAAGGGAGGUGAUCAGCAGCAGCCACCUCAGCACAGCAAAUACAAGACCUACAUGUGUCGGGACAUGAAACAAAAAGGCGGCUGUCCUCGUGGAGCAAGUUGCACCUUCGCUCACUCUCAGGAAGAGCUUGAAAAGUACCGUAAGAUGAAUAAACGUCUGGGAUUGCGCCGACAGCUCAGUCAGUCCCUGACCCAGCUGAACGAGUUAGACUUCGGCGCUGGUCUGUUACCUGACGAGGGGCCGCUGAUGGAGGGCCUUCCACGCAAAUCCUCUUCCAUCACCAAUGGCAUCCUAGCAGCAGGACCUGGAUCUUCUCUGGUCCACCUGGUUUCCAGAGGCUCAGACCCGUCUUAUGAUCCAUCACACAAACCGGGGAAGAUGGACUCGGGGAGCCUCAGUGCCCCUGGCUCACCUCCAGACUCAUUGGAAUCCAUCCCAAAAUCUGGAAUGCUCAUGAAUUCCCACCAUAGGGUGGCAGGCGAAGGCUCAGUCGGGCAGAAGCACAUGUCUGCUGUGCCUAGAGGUUCUUACACAUAUUCAUCACACCAGUCUGAACUGUAUUACCCUGAAACUAGAGCGCCGCCGCCACCAUCCGCCCAAUAUGAAUCCCCCCAGUACUCUGCAGGUAAUCCUUAUCCCCACCACCACCACCAACCACGCUACGCCCGUCAUCCCGCUCCAGAUCCAGGCAUGCCACCAUAUCUGGACACUUGUUCCAGCUCCUCCUACUCAAAGCAUCAGUAUCCCAACCCCAGCUCCCAUUACGGAUACCCUUCACACCACGAUGGCCGUCGCCACUCAGCCUACUCCCAUCCUCAAACAUACGCCCCACGGGAGGAACUGGUCCGAAGGAGUCCGGAUGUCCCCCCGCCACUACAGCCCCAAAGCACUGGCGGCUCGUACCCACCAGAAUCAGCUCAGGAAAGAUACGCCAUUGAGAACUAUAACCACUCCAGUCAGAUCAGGAAUUACCACAGGAAUACCUACACACGAGCACAGCCCUCCCUAGACUACCUGCACCGUCGCAGACAGGAGAUCAUGGCCCAGCUGGAGGAGAGGAAGGUGGCUUCCCCGCUGCACUUCGGCUCCUCGCACUCAUACGACCCCAGCUACCCUCAGGACAUGAGGGGACAGAGCCAUUACAUGGAGGAGAACCCCCACGGUUUUGGACACUUCCGGGAACAGGACUACACCGCCUCAUAUUCCCCUUGGUCAUGUGACACCUUCGGUUCCUACAUCGGCAGCAAGGAUAUGAAGUCCAAAGAGGGCAUGAACUCCAUGGAAACACAAAAUAUAGACAAAGGCAAAAGUCUGAGAGCGCACAGCUUGGAGCUUCAACGCAGAGCAGCAGACGUGAAAGACGACGACCCCAUCAUUCCCUUUGGCUCCCUGCCGACCGUGUCUCGUUUUGGCGCGAUUUCACGCACGUCUAAAUCUGGCUACCCGCCAAACAGCGCGAUGCCACCCUUGCCUAACUCUGCCAAACACACCGCCGACUACACCUAUGCGAACCACAGCGGGUGGAGCGGCGACUCCUACCAGCCGCACCAAACGUCUCAGGGGCACUUCAGCGAGCGAUCCCCUGCCGUGCAGGCGCGUGAGCAGCUGAGGAUGGAGCUACAGCAGGUCAACCAGCAAAUCAGCCAACAGACACAGAGCCGUGGCCUGGAGAAGCCAAGCUCAGUGAUGUCCCAGCCGCCUCGAGCGGACUGGUCCUCUGGGAGUUUGUCCAGUGAACAGCUGAGUCACGAGCUGCACCAGGUGGAGAGAGAGAUCGACAUGAGGACACAGGAGAUGGCCAUGGAGAACCACGAUGGCAAGUACAAGCGGGUCUCAGUCGAAAACGGACAAGACGAACAUGCUUUGCAACGAGAGGAGCAUUCACUAACUCUUAGUGAGGGUUUAAACGGCUCCAUCGGUUUGGUCCAGGACUGCGGUCUCGUCAGCAGCAGCAUGUCCUCACUGACCAGCAAGACGUCAUCUCUCAGUUUGUCCUCUGAACAGGUGGCCAGCAGCCCUGAUCUGCCCAAGAACGGAGUUGCCCACUCCUAGCCGGCUCUUUCUACCUCAGAUUCUCCUUCUGCAAACCACCGGAGCGCUCAGUAACCAGUCGGCGCUCCAGUCCCAAGUUAAAGCCUCUGGAGCAGGAUUCUCCAGCAUCGCUGUCUAACACACGACACGACACGCAUUCACGUUAGCUUCCUCCGCUGACCCUCCAACACCCGUCAGGCAAAUAUGGGUGGAGUUUGGGUGGGAUUCACUGUGCAUGUGCCUCAACAGACUUGCACAAUCAUGCCCUGAUUUAGUUCUUUUUUUUUACAGCAGUAUCUGCUGUUGAGUAUUUUCUUCUUUUGUAUCCUUUUUCCUGAGACAAGCCUUUUUCCAUUGCCUCGUAAAUCAGGGUGAAUCCAAAAUAUCCUCAGUCUUAAGUAUUUGUCAGGCAACAUAUAACAUGAUCUCGCUUAUGUUGCUUAAUGAUCAUUAAUCCACUAUCUUGGGUUUCAAAAUUGCGUUUUUAUCAUAAUGUGCUACGUUUUCGGUAGUUACGCUCUUGUUUGUGCUUGGUGUGGUGUUUACACUUCUGUCUUCUUCUGAGUUUACAGUGUUCAAACUCAUAACUUGCUAUAACCGCAGGCUUGCUGCAUAUUCACCCAACAGAAAACAUUUUGUUUUAUCUUUGAGGGUCAAAAUUAUGUAUCAUGUUUUAUACAUUAGGCUUCAUUUAGGCUUUUACAGUGUGAUUGUUAUGAUGCACGUUAUUGUGUGUUAUAGAAAAAUGCUCGUAACCCAAAUGUUAACUGAAUUGACCUCGAU
Messenger RNA from Rhinichthys klamathensis goyatoka, 4370 nucleotides. RefSeq names its product ring finger and CCCH-type domains 1a (gene rc3h1a). NCBI's taxonomy places the organism in Eukaryota, Metazoa, Chordata, Actinopteri, Cypriniformes, Leuciscidae. Bases 357 to 3608 code for a protein of 1083 amino acids. The record is from RefSeq and is a predicted model, not a curated record. Gene Ontology annotation, molecular function: metal ion binding. The transcript has 20 exons.